AUUCCAUUUCAGAAAUUAAUAUUGAACAGUUGUAGACUUGAAAUUAAAUUGUGAUUGAAUAACUUCUGGAACAAUGUGGUUAAAAAUAACCAUACUACUUGGAAUUGUUAUAUUAUGUUGUACACCAUGUAUGUGGACAUUUGGUUUUGGUUCAGAUCGAGUACUUUUACGUGAUAUUUCUGCAAUAACACUUCAUCAAGGUCAAAUGACAACCGGGCGAAGGUCAUCUCCGGUGCCACAGUUGAAAUGUGUUGGAGGAACUGCGGGGUGCCAUGGUUUUGUUCCACAAACAGUCCAAUGCAGAAAUGUGGGAUUCGAUGGCCAUGAUGUUCAAUGGGAAUGCAAAACUGAUAUGGAUGACUCGUAUCGUUUUGGGAAAGUACAAGUUACUUGUGAAGGUUAUGACUACCCAGACGAUCCCUAUGUUUUGAAAGGAUCUUGUGGUUUGGAGUACACAAUUGAUGUAACUGAUGCAGGAAAAUCCAGAAACCAAAAUAGUUGGGGCGGGUAUAAUUACGGACAAUCAAACUUACAGCAUAAAGAGUCUUCAGGAUCUUGUUUUCUGGGAUUAUUGGUUGUUGGGGCGAUUGUGUUCCUAAUUUAUAAAAUGUGUUCUGCUGUAAGUGAAAAUCAACCGAACCAUUCCAGGGGUACCAGUUCUAACCAUAGAUCACCUCCUGGAAACAACCAACCACCUCCUUAUGGUUUCAAACCAGAGUACUCACAGACUGGUGGCAAUUAUGAACCUCCACCAGCGUAUUCUGAUGCUACCGGCGACAGGACACGUACAUCUUCUUCAACGACAACAAACAAUUCAUCACCUGCUGGUGGCUUUUGGUCUGGCAUGGGAUGGGGAGGUGUACUUGGUUAUCUUUUUGGACGAAGAGGCAAUAAUUAUGGAUAUGGGUAUCCAAGAAAUAAUUAUGGCACUGGAUACAAUGGAGGGUGGGGUGGCAGCGGAUGGGGCGGUAAUCGUGGAUGGGGUAGCAGUGGGUGGGGAGGAAAUCGAGGAUGGGGCAACUCCUGGCAAUCGGGAACAUCUCAUACCACAUACAGAGGCAGCAGGUCGUCAUCAUCUGGAACAUCAAGGACUGCUUCUGGGUUUGGGGAGACCUCAAGAAGAUAACAUUGUCUUUGCUCCUUUUACUUUCAUAUUUUGUUUGUACAUAUGUAAUGUUUUGCACUUCCACAUGAUUUUUUUUCUGUAUUAUUCCAUAUUAGUUAUUCAAAAAGGAUGAAUACUGCAAUGGUUAAUUUGUUUAAUGAGAUUCACUUUUGUAGAAACUGAACUGUGUUUGUAACUAUAGGCAAUCACUUUCAAUCAUCUGAGUAAAGUGAUGGGAGAAAAAUUGAUGAUGUAUAAUUUAAAAUAAUAGGUGUAUGUAGUUGCAUAUUGCUUUUACAGUGUCAAUUUUUUUUAAUAAAUCGAAUGUUGUUUA
Molecule: messenger RNA, 1439 nt
Organism: Styela clava
Lineage: Eukaryota; Metazoa; Chordata; Ascidiacea; Stolidobranchia; Styelidae
Product: store-operated calcium entry-associated regulatory factor-like
Biological process (GO): regulation of store-operated calcium entry
Cellular component (GO): endoplasmic reticulum membrane
Source: RefSeq, a predicted model, not a curated record